Molecule: messenger RNA, 717 nt
Organism: Papaver somniferum (opium poppy)
Lineage: Eukaryota; Viridiplantae; Streptophyta; Magnoliopsida; Ranunculales; Papaveraceae
Exons: 2
Coding region: 1-717 (238 amino acids)
Source: RefSeq, a predicted model, not a curated record
AUGAAAUUCCUUUCUAGGCAUCUUACUGCUGCUCAAGAAAACAAGUCAAUUCCUGGUAUUAAAGUGGUUGCUCUUGCACCAGCCAUCAAUCAUAUGUUAUUUGCAGAUGACUGCUUUAUUUUCACUCAAGCAAACAUUUCUUCAGUCAACAACUUAUUAGAAGUUCUUCAUAUGUUCAGUUCUCAAUCAGGGCAGGUUAUCAACUUUGAUAAAUCUGCAGUCCACUUUAGCAAGAAGACUAAACCAGAAGUUGCAGCAACUAUCACCAACAUUCUUGGAGUCAAAACAAUGAAUUCAAAAGAAAGCAAUCUUUCUCAAGCUGGUCGAGGAACAAUGAUCAAACAUGUGCUUAAUUCUAUUCCUGUUUAUCAGAUGGGAACUUUCAAGCUCCCCAGUAAUUUGAUCAAUCAGCUCACAUCCAUUGAAAAGAAAUUCUUUUGGGGUCAUAAAUAUAAUAGAGAUUCUAAUCCUAUAGCAUGGCAAAAUUUAUGUACUUCUAAGGACCUAGGAGGUCUAGCUUUUAGGGAUCUGGAAAAACUAAACCUUGCUCUUCUCACCAAAUUAGCUUGGAGGAUAUGUAAUGAUUCAGAACAUCUUAUGUUCAAACUUUUGAGCAGCAAAUACUUCAAAAGCAAGGACAUACUUCAUCAAAAUAUAGAAGCUAAAAAUUGUUCCUUCACUUGGAAUGGGAUCACUAAAGGCUUGAAGAUAGUGUAG